UCUCCCGCAGACAGCCUCCCCGCGCGCACCACGCACGCACCCGCGCGUCCCCGCCGCCUCCCUGCGCGCCACGAGCCUCACCACGCCAUGCGAGUGUAGUAGAGACAGAGACGACGCGCCGACCUGACCGUGAGUGCGAGAGAGAGGGACAAGACGACAGGAGUGCCACCGCCGCCACCCUGCCCGCCGCCGUCGCCGCCCCGCCGCCCAGCCCUUGGGCUGGGGCCGUAGGGGGCGUCAUGGAGCUGGAGCCGGUGUGGGGCCUGGGCACGGGCCUCGGCUCGGGCCUCGGCUCCGGGCUGGGCUCGGGCCUCGGCGCCGGCCGCAAGCUGUACGAGGCCGCCGGCCACCACGGCAUGCUGGGCCACCACCAGGGCCACCACCUGUCCUUCGGCCUCGACCACCACCGCGACCACCGGGACCACCGCGACCACCACCGGCCCCUCAAGGAGGAGCCCGGCUCCAGGGCGUGGAUGCACCAGCCGUCCCAGGAGCACCCCAGCCUGGGCCUGAGCAGGGCACACUUUGAGAAGCAGCCCCCGAGCAACCUGCGCAAGUCAAACUUCUUCCAUUUCGUCAUCGCCUUGUACGACCGAACCGGCCAGCCCGUCGAGAUAGAGAGGACAGCCUUCGUUGGAUUCAUAGAGAAGGAACACAUGGAGGCAGAUGGACAAAAGACAAACAAUGGAAUUCAAUAUAGGUUACAAUUAUUAUACUCAAACGGAAUUAGGCAAGAACAGGAUAUCUACGUUAGACUGAUCGACUCGGCCAACAAGCAGUUUAUCUGCAGCAAAAAAAAACACUCAGAAUUUAGCUUUCUGCACAGACGUUAUGAAGAUUUGUCUGCAAGUGAGAAGGAAAUCACCCAGGCAGGGGAUUGCUUAGAGUGGACCCAAAGAUGA
Molecule: messenger RNA, 902 nt
Organism: Frankliniella occidentalis (western flower thrips)
Lineage: Eukaryota; Metazoa; Arthropoda; Insecta; Thysanoptera; Thripidae
Product: transcription factor collier
Exons: 5
Coding region: 240-902 (220 amino acids)
Biological process (GO): regulation of transcription by RNA polymerase II
Molecular function (GO): RNA polymerase II cis-regulatory region sequence-specific DNA binding; DNA-binding transcription factor activity, RNA polymerase II-specific
Source: RefSeq, a predicted model, not a curated record